Sander lucioperca (pikeperch) is the source of this 1613-nucleotide messenger RNA. RefSeq names its product endochitinase A-like. Lineage: Eukaryota; Metazoa; Chordata; Actinopteri; Perciformes; Percidae. The transcript is spliced from 10 exons. The record is from RefSeq and is a predicted model, not a curated record. The coding region runs from base 247 to 1017 and encodes 256 amino acids.
CUACUCAAGACUCCUGAGAUUCCUGUUAAAAGGACAUAGGUUUUGCACCCACUGGCUGCUUUGUGCUGGUCUCCACAGCCACCCACUUUUACGUCAGCAAGGGAAGCCAGUGUAUUUCCUGCCCUUCUUUAUCUAAAGGAAGUGCCAAAAUAAGCAUCAGCAGCAGAGCGCCCAAGCACCUUUUCCACUGGCCACUUAGUUGGAGUCCGAGGAAGAAGUCGGGAGGUUUACAACCACAGAAUCACCAUGAAGACCAUCAGGGUUCUUGUCCUCCUCCUGCUAGCAUCUGUCCAUGUCUUCACACCAGUUUUAUCAUCAGAUCAGGAAACAGCACCAGCAAACACAACGUUGCCAACAACAACACAAACAGCAACAACAUCAGCACCAGCAUUGGCAGAAGCCUCAACAACAUCAGCAGCAGCCUCAACAACAGCAGCACCAUCAGCAACACCCUCAACAACAACAGCAGCAGCCUCAACAACAGCACCAGCAGCAGUAGCAGCCUCAACAACAGCACCAGCAGCCUCAACAACCCAAAAGGUCAUGGCAGCACCAACAGCAGCACCAAAAGCAGCAGCAACAUCAGCAGCCCAUGUAUCUACCCCUGCUCUUUCUGAUGCCAGCAACAACAACACUCCAGUAAAUGGCUCUGUGAACCCAAGAUCUUACAACCAGGAGUCAGGAAACCACUCUGAGACCCAAACUGGGUCUAAAAGUCAUGAUGACACUGAAUAUUUUUUUGACACAAAUGAAGGUCGUCAGGCUGGCAGUGAUGACAAAGUCCCCCCCAAAGCAGACAAAAGGCUGUGGUGGAUUGUGUUGCCUGCCCUCCUGGUUGGAGCUGCUGCUGCCAUUGUGCUCAAAUUCAAAUGCAAGAAGAUCCAUGAUCACACAGAAACCAUUGAUACUGGAACUGAAAACGCAUCUUUCCAGAGCAGACCCGAAAGCACUAAAGAUGGUGUCAUGCUCCUCGGAGUGAAGUCAUCAGGCGGAGAAGAAAAUGCUGCUGCGAGAUAAAAAAAAAAAAAAAAAAGAAAGAAGAAAAAGCCAGCGGAUGAGUCACACCUGUCACCCACACACUGAUGGUCUGGAGGAACUGUUUUAGAUGUUUAUGAAUUCUGUGGAACAUUUUGUGAGGCAGAAAAGUAUGAUUAUGUAUGCUAAAAGCUGUUUAGUUUGCAACUGUGAUCAUAAAUCUCAGAGUAAGUGAACUUAUUUUCAACCAAAAUAUGUUCCUACAGACUUAAUACAGUACAUCUCUUUGAAUUGUUAGCAUAGGCUAAAUUCUGUAAGCAGAUGCAGCAUUGUCUGUGGAAUGUAUUUAAUGAACCUAGUCUAUGCACCCUUUUUUUCAGUAUACUGUUGACAAAGACAAACCUAAGUACAGCUGCAUAGCUCAUCUCCAUGUUGGGCCUAACACGCUCUCUGUACAGUGCACUGACCUCAGAUAUUUAUCACUGUUCAUUUCAUGGUUUUAUAAUUAUCCUUUGGUUGUGUUGUUACUAGGGGUGUAAAUCACAAGUUGUAUCACGAUACGAUUUUAAAUCGAUUCUUUGGACAACGAUAUGAUAUUUGCUGAUGUCACAAAGUCUGCCACGAUAACAUUAUGAUUU